AAGUGUUCAGUUGUGAAUAUUUAUAUUUCUUAUGUUUUGCAGUGUUACGAUUUUACUGCUCAUGAUUUGAAAGAUAAAGGAGAAAUAGGUCGAGGCAAUUAUGGAUCUGUAAACAAGAUGAUACACAUUCCAAGUGAUACACUGAUGGCUGUUAAGAGAAUCCGAUCCACAGUAGAGGAAAAAGACCAGAAACAGCUGCUAAUGGACUUGGACGUGGUGAAGAGGAGCAGUGAAUGCCCGUAUAUUAUCAAGUUCUUUGGAGCUCUCUUUAAAGAGGGUGACUGUUGGAUUUGUAUGGAACUUAUGGAUACCUCAUUG
This is a messenger RNA of Anneissia japonica, 318 nucleotides long. RefSeq names its product dual specificity mitogen-activated protein kinase kinase 4-like. The transcript has 3 exons. Gene Ontology annotation, biological process: MAPK cascade; protein phosphorylation. Gene Ontology annotation, molecular function: ATP binding; JUN kinase kinase activity. Lineage: Eukaryota; Metazoa; Echinodermata; Crinoidea; Comatulida; Comatulidae. The annotation marks the transcript as partial. The record is from RefSeq and is a predicted model, not a curated record.